Molecule: messenger RNA, 1116 nt
Organism: Lonchura striata (white-rumped munia)
Lineage: Eukaryota; Metazoa; Chordata; Aves; Passeriformes; Estrildidae
Source: RefSeq, a predicted model, not a curated record
AUGUCUGUCAUAGUGGCUUUUCACAGCCCUCCUGCCAAGAUCAAGGAGGAGCCCCAGAGCCCCUCGGAGCUGUCCUGCAGCCACAGCAGCCAGCAGUGCCUUUAUGCCAGUGCCUAUGACCAGCUCAGAGAGUCCCCCAGCCCCGGAGUCCUGACCCAGCCACCACUGCAGCAGUUCCCCAGACAGGACAGGAGGUUCCUGAGCCCUGCAGGGCCACCCCGCUCCACAUCCAGCUGUGGAUUCCUCAGUGAGAACAGCUCUGCCUAUCAGCCACCUCUGGAGAUGUGCCAUUCCUUCCCACCCUCCCAGGAAGACUCCAUUGCCUACCAGUGCCAGCUGCCCAAGCCCUGCCUCCAGUACCCCCAGCAGGGCUUCAAACAGGAGCAGCACGACCCCCAGUACGAGCAAGCAAAGCAGGCAGGCAGCAGGCAGCAGCUCCCAGCAGCUGGGCUGGUCAAGCAGGAGCAGCUGGAUUACCUGUACGAGCCAGAUGUUCCUGACUGUCCUUCCAUGUACAUAAAUGCUGAGAGUUUUCCAAGCCAUUCAAAUACAGAAGAUCCAUUAGGCUGCAGCUAUGACAAACAGAUGAGGUCCUUUAUGGAUGAUGUCUGUGUUGUUCCAGAAAAAUUUGAAGCAGGAGACAUCAAGCAGGAAGGUGGAGGGUACCGGGAAGGACCCCCCUACCAGAGACGGGGCUCGCUCCAGCUCUGGCAGUUCCUCGUGGCUCUCCUGGACAACCCCACCAACUCCCACUUCAUUGCCUGGACUGGCAGAGGAAUGGAGUUCAAGCUCAUUGAGCCAGAGGAGGUGGCCAGGCUCUGGGGCAUCCAGAAGAACCGUCCAGCCAUGAACUACGACAAGCUGAGCCGCUCACUGCGCUACUAUUACGAGAAAGGGAUCAUGCAGAAGGUGGCCGGGGAGCGCUACGUGUACAAGUUUGUGUGUGAGCCCCAGGCCCUGUUCUCCAUGGCCCUCCCCGAGCAGCGGCCGGCGCUGAAGGCGGAGCUCAGCGAGGAGGACACAGUGCCCCUGUCCCACCUGGGGGACAAUGGCUCCUACCUGCCAGAGCUUGGCAGCUUCCCUCCACAGCUCUACAGCAAAGGCUACACCUACUAG